AUGAAUGUAUUUACUUGUGCACUCGUUUUUAUUGCGUAUAGCCAUAGAGUCCAAAGUGCAACGUUGUGUGACAGUGAUUUUUGUGUGUGCCGUGUUAAUCAUAGUGAAAAUGAGGAUUUUGGUGAAACAAUAGAUUGCUCGUACAAUCCUAGAAUUUUAAAAGACAACUACGAACUCCCUGAUACAGUGUAUUCUUUAGAUUUAUCCUGGAAUAAUUUAACUGCUAUAUACUCAACGAAAAUCUUCAAAUCAAACACAUUAAUUGAAUUACUAUUAGAUAACAAUAGAAUUACGGAAAUUGAAAGCACUGCCCUACAAUUUCCUAAGUUGAAGAAACUCGAUUUAAGCAACAACAAUUUAAAUAUUAUUGAUAAGGAAACUUUUAAAAACAUAAACCAAUUAGAGUAUUUAAACCUUGCCAAUAAUAAAUUUCACACAGUGUCCUCAUUAUCAUUUCAUCACGUCGGAGGUCUAUCGGAAAUUAUUCUCGACAACAAUGAUUUAGGAAUAAGCCUGAAAGAUAUAAACUUAUUUGAUAGAAGUGGAUACGGGCUGACUCAUAAAAUUCGAUCAUUAUCAAUAAGUGGAAUCAACCUAAAUACAGUCUACGAUAAUUUCUUCGUCGACGCAUACGAUAUAAGGAAAUUAAUCAUUUCUAAUAAUAACAUAAGCGCAGUAUUUGAACUGCCCAUGACACUAGAAUAUCUGGAUUUGUCGGAUAAUCCAAUAAGUGAGAUUUCGGGGGAAGAUUUUUCUGAUGUCCCGGCUUUGAAAGUUUUGCUACUGAAUAAUUUGUCAAUCAAUGAAGUACCAGAAUUUGCUUUCACGUCAUUAAGAGGUCUUGUAAGCCUGCAACUCGAAAGAAAUACAAAUUUAACUGAUUUUAACGAACUUGCGUUCGGUCAAGAUGUCUUAGAAGAUGCAGAUGAUUUUACGUUAGAAAACUUAUCUCUAAAGGGCUCUAGACUGACGACUCUUUCUAAUAAACUAAGUAUUCCCUUUGGACAGCUCGUACAUUUGGAUUUACAGGGCAACUUGUGGAAUUGUGACUGUAGUUUUAAAUGGAUAAAGAAGCUGCAGAUUAAUGAUAAAUAUUCAGAGCAUUUACGAUGCUACACACCACGGCCAUUCUUUAAUAGUAAAGUAAUGGAUUUAGAACAAAAGUAUUUCUUGUGUUCUGUGGAGAGGCAUUUGACCGGAAUAGCAAUCGGCACUAUUUCGGCCUGUGUGUUGCUGGCCUUUAUUGCUGCGUGGAUUUAUGUGAUGGUGCCCAAACACCAAUCAAGAAAUAAUUUCAUCAAAAAUAUGUACUCUUCUCCAGGGUACUCGUUAUUACCUGUUCAUGUGAACCUCAACGAUGGACCUUAA
This is a messenger RNA of Pieris macdunnoughi, 1368 nucleotides long. The record is from the annotation of a GenBank genome assembly. Lineage: Eukaryota; Metazoa; Arthropoda; Insecta; Lepidoptera; Pieridae.